Molecule: messenger RNA, 683 nt
Organism: Physeter macrocephalus (sperm whale)
Lineage: Eukaryota; Metazoa; Chordata; Mammalia; Artiodactyla; Physeteridae
Product: breast carcinoma-amplified sequence 1-like
Exons: 2
Biological process (GO): myelination
Source: RefSeq, a predicted model, not a curated record
UCGAUUUGGAAACAAGUGUCCAGGAGGAUAAUGUGGCCACUUCUUCCCCCAAGACAGUGGAGAUAAGCGCUGUUGCGGAUGCCAACGGGAAGAAUCUUGGGAAGGAGGCCAAACCCCAGACACCAGCUGCUAAAUCUCGUUUUUUCUUGACACUCUCUCGGCCUGUACCAGGACGUACCGGAGACCAAGCCACGGAUUCAUCCACUGGACCAGUGAAGCUUGAUGUCAGCUCCGAUAAAGCUCUAGGGAACAAAGACCCGAGUGAGCCCAUGGCACUUCCGGUAGCAGCUGCACUGGGGUGCGACCCGGAUAAAACCCCCGUGCAGACCCCGGCCCAAGCCGAGGGCCUCUCUGCCACUUGGGGACCAGAGUCUCAUCUUUCUGAGUCUGGGGGGGCAGCCGCCUCCAAGCCCAAGGACUCCAGCUUCUUUGACAGACUCUUCAAACUGGACAAGGGACGGAACAAGGCCCUCGUGGACCACCAACAGGAAGCCAAGCGUGCAGAGCAUCGCGACCCCACCGCCGAAACUCCUGGAUUCUCCACGCAGUCGGACGAUGUCCCUGCAGAGAGGAACCAGCAGCACAUUGCGGCGCAGUGCUCGCCAGUGUUUCUGCGGGCAGAAACAUCUGUUGGAAGAACAGCAACAGCCGUGGCAUCUGUUUCACGUAAAAGAAAAGAGGAG